Molecule: messenger RNA, 1332 nt
Organism: Pleurotus ostreatus (oyster mushroom)
Lineage: Eukaryota; Fungi; Basidiomycota; Agaricomycetes; Agaricales; Pleurotaceae
Exons: 4
Coding region: 1-1332 (443 amino acids)
Biological process (GO): unsaturated fatty acid biosynthetic process
Cellular component (GO): endoplasmic reticulum membrane
Molecular function (GO): heme binding; stearoyl-CoA 9-desaturase activity; iron ion binding
Source: RefSeq, a predicted model, not a curated record
AUGUCGACUAUUCUCGAGCACCACACGAAGCAGCAACUCGACGACGAGCUGCCCAUCCCCGACAACUACGUCACCCACUCCCUCAAACAGCAUCCACCUCUGCCCCCCUUCCAAUGGCGCAACUGGCGCACAGAGAUAACAUGGGUUCCCCUCGUCCUCCUCGUCUCCACCCCCCUCAUCGCCGCUGUCGGCGCAUGCUACACGCCUCUGCGCUGGCAGACUGCCCUGUUCUCCGUGUUCUACUACUACGUCACCGGCCUGGGCAUCACCGCCGGCUAUCACAGGCUGUGGUCCCACAGAUCCUACAACGCCUGUGUCCCGCUGCAGUAUGCUCUCGCCAUGGCUGGUGCCGGCGCCUGCGAGGGCUCCAUCAAGUGGUGGUCACGCAACCACCGCGCACACCAUCGCUACACUGACACUCCCCUUGACCCCUACGACGCAACCGCAGGCUUCUAUCACUCACACAUUGGCUGGCUCCUCCUCAAGCCCCGCACAAAGCCUGGCUUCGCGGAUAUCAACGACCUGAGCAAAGAUGUCGUCGUAAAGUGGCAGCUCAGGUGGUACCUCACCCUCACCCUCGUCAUGGGCUUUGCCCUGCCCACCCUCGUCCCAUGGCUUGCCUGGGGCGAUCCGAAAGGUGGAUACGUCUACGCCGCCAUGAUGCGCCUCGUCUUCGUGCACCAUUCGACGUUCUGCGUCAACUCCCUCGCACACUGGCUCGGCGCUGCCUCCUUUGACGACAAGCACACCCCCCGCGACCACCUCCUCACCGCCCUCGUCUCCAUCGGCGAAGGCUACCACAACUUCCACCACCAGUUCCCCGCAGACUACCGCAACGCCAUCCGCUGGUACCAGUACGAUCCCACAAAGUGGUUCAUCUCCGCCUGCGAGCGCGUCGGCCUCGCGACACACCUCAGGCGCUUCGGCGAGAACGAGGUCCGCAAGGGCAGGUGGAGUAUGCGCGUGAAGGGCUUGAGGAGGGAGCAGGACGGCCUGGCGUGGCCCAGUCGCGCGGAGGCCCUGCCCGUUGUUGGAUGGGAUGCAUUUCAGGAACAAGCGCGCACGCGCCCGCUGAUCCUCGUCUCCGGCUUCAUCCACGACCUCGCCCCCUUCCUCGACGCCCACCCCGGCGGCCGCCACCUCCUCGUCAAGAUGGUCGGCAAGGACGCCACCACCGCCUUCUUUGGCGGCGUCUACGACCACUCGAAUGCCGCGCACAACCUACUCGCGAUGCACCGCGUGUCCAUCCUGCACGGCGGGGGCCCGCACGCCGCCGACGAGAGGUUCGUACCCCCUGCGCAGCGCCUCCGCAUCGUGCGCCACGACGAGUAG